Diatraea saccharalis (sugarcane borer) is the source of this 474-nucleotide messenger RNA. NCBI's taxonomy places the organism in Eukaryota, Metazoa, Arthropoda, Insecta, Lepidoptera, Crambidae. The record is from the annotation of a GenBank genome assembly.
AUGCUCGUAGCGCGCGCGCUUUUCUUACGAUGUCCGAAGAAGCUUUGGUGGGGCCAAACAGACUCAGCGACAUACUACCGCAAUCCAGCCGGUGAUAACAUGGAAUGUAAAACUUUCAAUGAUCACUGGGAAAGCUUCGACGAUUUUAAGGAACAGUUUUUGAGUAAAUGGGAAGUAAUGUUACCCAUCAACAGCGAAGAAUGGCUAACCGAACCCAUUCAUCAUCCUAAGUUUAAAAAUGGAAACCAGAGUAGAAUCACAGAAUUUGUACAACGAAGAGGACGAUUGUGUGAGGAUUGUGGCCUAGAACGAAGGUCAGGAGGAAACAACGGAGAAUUUAGCGGACCAAAAUACUCUAUAUGUUCUGGAAGUAGAACCUGCCGCCAAGAAAAAGAAGAUUACGAAAGGGAAAACUCUUCAGACGACUCAGAAGAAGACUAUUCAGAACAAUCAUUUAAUGAAAUGGUUACAUAA